UCAAUCAGUCAGUUCAGUAUCAGUGUUCGGUUAUCGAAAGACAUUAUUUCACUUCCCAAUAUGAAAGCAUUCGUGUUCGUAUCGUGCUUUGUUGCCUUAGCUAUUGCUCGGCCAGAAGCUGGAUAUUCGUACCAGCCUCCAGCUCCUCCGGCACCAGCGCCGUCAUACGGUGCACCGGCUCCACCUAGUUACAGUGAUAGUAGUGUAGUUGGUGCUAGUUAUAGUGUUGGUGGAGAACAAAGCUAUUCAAGUGGCGGUGCAUUUGAUUCAGGAUCACAAUAUGUUGAUACCGGUGCAAACUAUAAUAGUGGAUCCUCGUCAUACAGCAGCGGAUCAGCGUUCAGCAGUGGAUCGUCGUUCGGAGGCGGUGCAUCUUUCGAUACCGGAUUCGGUGGUGGUGCAGCCGCUGGCGGUGCAACUACUGUUGUCCAAAAACACAUCUACGUUCAUGUACCACCCCCAGAGCCAGAACAACAAAACGGUCAUAAUGGUGGAGCCGGCGGCGUUGUAAACCAGAAACAUUACAAAAUCAUUUUCAUCAAGGCUCCAUCAGCCCCAUCAUACUCUGCCGCGCAACUUGCUGCUCAACAGGCCGCCAACCAGGAAAAAACCAUUGUCUACGUUUUGGUCAAGAAACCCGAAGAACACACUGAUGCUGCUGGAAAUGCUGUUGCUGGUCCACCAGUUGUGCCAAGCAAACCCGAAGUUUACUUCAUCAAGUACAAGACCCAAGGUGCUGGAUCAGCCGGUGCAUCAAGCGGUGGACAAAUUAGCGGUGGAAGCGGCAUUGUCGGCGGAUCUCAUGAUGCAGUCAGUGGUGUUUCAUUCGAACACAGUUCAUCGCAUGCCCAUGGUCAACCACAUCAAGCUUAUGGUCCACCACACUAAAUUGUGAUAACAAUUGAUGACUCUUGACUGCCUUGUUUUCUCUUGCCGAUUGCACUUCGGGCAGAGCUUUUUGUAUAUAAAUAUUUCUCUUAUUUAAGUAGACUAAAUAUUUGAUUUACUUUUAAUAACGAUUUUAUAAAAAAGAAAAAAAAUUAUUAAAAAAUUACUUCGGUGACAAAAAAAA
This is a messenger RNA of Bradysia coprophila, 1072 nucleotides long. RefSeq lists its product as uncharacterized. Gene Ontology annotation, molecular function: structural constituent of chitin-based larval cuticle. NCBI's taxonomy places the organism in Eukaryota, Metazoa, Arthropoda, Insecta, Diptera, Sciaridae. Gene Ontology annotation, biological process: chitin-based cuticle development. The record is from RefSeq and is a predicted model, not a curated record. Gene Ontology annotation, cellular component: chitin-based extracellular matrix.